CAUCACUCUGUGGUGUGCUCGUGAUCGCGGGACUACACCGUCACCACUCUCCACCGCACCAGUCUUGAAACUCGGCCGGGCACCUGCGACACCCGCAGGACGGUCCAACUAUGGGCGUCGCCCAGUUCACCCUCCGGGCUGGACUAUUGUGUGCUCUGCUCUGUGUUCAUUUGCUUCGCGCAGAUGCAGAUGCCGACGAACUUAUCCGUGAACCCCGCGACGCGAGUCCCUUGGCCGGACUCUACGCUUUCCUCUAUCAACAAGGCCUCGACGAGUUCUGCAAGUAUCUACGAAAGGCCAAUGUCGAGGACUAUCUGCUCUCGGCUCCGUCUCUGACAUUCUUCGCUCCGAACGACAAGGCGUUCGCGGCGGUGCCACCGAGUGUCUUGAAGCAGUUGGAGACCAACUCCCAACUCCUGAGGAGCUUCGUCCUGUACCACGUGGUUGCUGAGGCUCUGCCCUCCAGGUCGUUGACCAACGAUGGAGAAAUCGACACUUUGCAAGGAGCUCGGCUCAGGAUCAAGAUCUACGAUAACGGCCGAACGGUCUCCGUGUCCGGCGCCAACCUGCUCCAGGCCGACAAGGGCUUUGAAAACGCCGUCGUCCACAUCGUUGACCGUGUAAUCUUCCCACUUGCUGAUCAGCCUCUGUCCAACACCCUCCAGACCAAGUACGGUUAUUUCUACAGGCUGCUGCAGAAUGCUGGUCUGGCGAAGAUUCUUGGGCGUGAUCUGUACACGGUGUUGGUCCCGACUCAGGAGGCCAUCAACAACUUGCCAAAGGAGACCAAGACGAUCUUCAACGACCCCACGCUAUUGCAACGCGUCCUGUCCCAGCACAUCAUCCCAGGUGUCCAUUUCAGUGGCGCCUUCAAGGACGGUGCACAACUACAAUCACUGGGCGAGGAACUCCUGCUUAUCUCGACGCAGAGAGGAAAGGUCUACGUAAAUGGUGCUCCGCUGGAGAAGACCGACGAAACCGCAGCAAAUGGUGCGAUCCACCAGAUCAACAGAGUCAUUCUUCCAAAGGGUGUAGCCGAAGAUUGCGGCUGUGUCGUUGAAGAAAAAGUAGAUGCUCAGGGACCGCCCUAUACCACAGGCCUGCUCGUGCCUACAGGACAGCUUAGUCCUUUCGGAGCGCCCAGUGUACCUGCCACUCCGGUAAAACCAAGGCGUCCGUCAUCCUACGGCACACCGGUAAGGCCUGCGGGGCCUGCAGCACCAACCCUUUUCGGAACACCAGGUGUGCCAGGGAGACCCGACGCACCAAGAAGUCCUGCAGCCCCAGUUCCCUUUGGAGCACGCAUCGGACAACGAGGUCCUGCGGGGCCAAGAGGACCUGGCGGCCCUGCACCACAAGGUCCAUUCAGAGCACCUAGCGGCCCCAGAGGUCCCGCGGGACCUGACGGACAAAGAGGACCUGGCGCUCCUGCACCAAGUCCUUUCGGAGCACCAAGCGGCCCAAGAGGUCCUGCGGGACCUUCCGGACCAAGAGGACCCGGCGCCCCUGGAGCACCAAGUCCUUUCGGAGCACCUAGCGGACCACGAGGUCCUGCGGGACCUGGCGCUCCUGCACCAAGUCCUUUCGGAGCACCAAGCGGACCAGGAGGUCCUUCGGGACCAGGCAGACCAAGAGGACCCGGUGCCCCUGGAGCACCAAGUCCUUUCGGAGCACCUAGCGGACCAGGAGGUCCUUCGGGACCAGCCGGACCAAGAGGACCCGGCGCCCCUGGAGCACCAAGUCCUUUCGGAGCACCAAGCGGACCAGGAGGUCCUUCGGGACCAGCCGGACCAAGAGGACCUGGCGCCCCUGGAGCACCAAGUCCUUUCGGAGCACCUAGCGGACCACGAGGUCCUGCGGGACCUGGCGCUCCUGCACCAAGUCCUUUCGGAGCACCAAGCAGACCAGGAGGUCCUUCGGGACCAGCCGGACCAAGAGGACCCGGCGCCCCUGGAGCACCAAGUCCUUUCGGAGCACCUAGCGGACCAGGAGGUCCUUCGGGACCAGCCGGACCAAGAGGACCCGGCGCCCCUGGAGCACCAAGUCCUUUCGGAGCACCUAGCGGACCAGGAGGUCCUUCGGGACCAGCCGGACCAAGAGGACCCGGCGCCCCUGGAGCACCAAGUCCUUUCGGAGCACCUAGCGGACCACGAGGUCCUGCGGGACCUGGCGCUCCUGCACCAAGUCCUUUCGGAGCACCAAGCGGACCACGAGGUCCUUCGGGACCAGCCGGACCAAGAGGACCCGGCGCCCCUGGAGCACCAAGUCCUUUCGGAGCACCUAGCGGACCAGGAGGUCCUUCGGGACCAGCCGGACCAAGAGGACCCGGCGCCCCUGGAGCACCAAGUCCUUUCGGAGCACCUAGCGGACCACGAGGUCCUGCGGGACCGGGCGCUCCUGCACCAAGUCCUUUCGGAGCACCAAGCGGACCACGAGGUCCUUCAGGACCAGCCGGACCAAGAGGACCCGGCGCCCCUGGAGCACCAAGUCCUUUCGGAGCACCUAGCGGACCACGAGGUCCUGCGGGACCUGGCGCUCCUGCACCAAGUCCUUUCGGAGCACCAAGCGGACCAGGAGGUCCUUUCGGAGCACCAAGCGGACCAGGAGGUCCUUCGGGGCCAGCCGGACCAAGAGGACCCGGCGCCCCUGGAGCACAAAGUCCUUUCGGAGCACCUAGCGGACCAGGAGGUCCUUCGGGACCAGCCGGACCAAGAGGACCCGGCGCCCCUGGAGCACCAAGUCCUUUCGGAGCACCUAGCGGACCACGAGGUCCUGCGGGACCUGGCGCUCCUGCACCAAGUCCUUUCGGAGCACCAAGCGGACCACGAGGUCCUUCGGGACCAGCCGGACCAAGAGGACCCGGCGCCCCUGGAGCACCAAGUCCUUUCGGAGCACCUAGCGGACCAGGAGGUCCUUCGGGACCAGCCGGACCAAGAGGACCCGGCGCCCCUGGAGCACCAAGUCCUUUCGGAGCACCUAGCGGACCACGAGGUCCUGCGGGACCUGGCGCUCCUGCACCAAGUCCUUUCGGAGCACCAAGCGGACCAGGAGGUCCUUUCGGAGCACCAAGCGGACCACGAGGUCCUUCGGGACCAGCCGGACCAAGAGGACCCGGCGCCCCUGGAGCGCCAAGUCCUUUCGGAGCACCUAGCGGACCAGGAGGUCCUUCGGGACCAGCCGGACCAAGAGGACCCGGCGCCCCUGGAGCACCAAGUCCUUUCGGAGCACCUAGCGGACCACGAGGUCCUGCGGGACCUGGCGCUCCUGCACCAAGUCCUUUCGGAGCACCAAGCGGACCACGAGGUCCUUCGGGACCAGCCGGACCAAGAGGACCCGGCGUCCCUGGAGCACCAAGUCCUUUCGGAGCACCUGGCGGACCAGGAGGUCCUUCGGGACCAGCCGGACCAAGAGGACCCGGCGCCCCUGGAUCACCAAGUCCUUUCGGAGCACCUAGCAGACCACUAGGCCCUGCGGGACCCGGCGCUCCUGGAGCACCAAGUCCUUUCGGAGCACCUAGCGGACCACGAGGUCCAACGGGACCUGGCGCUCCUGCACCAAGUCCUUUCGGAGCACCAAGCGGACCACGAGGUCCUUCGGGACCAGCCAGACCAAGAGGACCCGGCGCCCCUGGAGCACCAAGUCCUUUCGGAGCACCUAGCGGACCAGGAGGUCCUUCGGGACCAGCCGGACCGAGAGGACCUGGCGCCCCUGCAGCACCAACUUCUUUCGGAGCACCUAGCGGACCACGAGGCCCUGCGGGACCAGCCGGACCGAGAGCACCUGGCACCCCUGCAGCACCAAGUCCCUUCGGAGCACCUAGCGGACCACAAGGUCCUUCAGGACCUGGUGCCCCUGCCCGAAGUCCUUUCGGAGCACCAAGCGGCCCAAGAGGUCCCGCGGGACCUUUCGGACCAGCUCCAAGUCCUUUUGGAGCACCUACCGGACCACGAGGCCCUGCAGGACCUGGCGCUCCUGCAGCACCAACUUCUUUCGGAGCACCUAGCGGACCACGAGGCCCUGCGGGACCAGCCGGACCGAGAGGACCUGGCGCCCCUGCAGCACCAAGUCCUUUCGGAGCACCAAGCGGCCCAAGAGGUCCCGCGGGACCUUUCGGACCAGCUCCAAGUCCUUUUGGAGCACCUACCGGACCACGAGGCCCUGCAGGACCUGGCGCUCCUGCACCAAGUCCUUUCGGAGCACGUAGCGGACCACGAGGUCCUGCGGGACCGGCCGGACCUGGAGGACCUGGCGCCCCUGCAGCACCAAGUCCCUUCGGAGCACCAAGCGGACCACGAGGUCCUGCAGGACCAGCCGGACCAAGAGGACCUGGCGCCCCUGGAGUCCCAUCUUCAGGAGAACCUGCGAGGCCUAGUGCUCCCAGGAAGCCACCAGCUUACACCCCUACUGGUCCAAGACAAGUCAGUGAAGUGAAAACUCCGGAUGCCCACGUAUUUAAAUCUGUCCCACCAUGUCCGCCGUACCCGUUUCAACACCCCUCCGGAUCUCCAUACCAGCAGUUUCCUGGGACACCAACAGCACCUGGAGCACCUAGCGGACCCAGAGGACCUGCAGGGCCUGUUGCCCCAAGCCCAUUCGGAGCACCAAGCGGGCCAAGAGGACCAGCAGGACCUUCUGGACCAAGUCCAUUCGGAGCGCCUGGCGGUCCACGAGGUCCUUCGGGACCUGCCGGACCAAGCGGUCCUUCGGGACCAAGAGGACCAGGCGCCCCGGCAGGCCCAAGUCCAUUCGGAGCACCAAGUGGUCCAAUAGGGCCUGUAGGACCUUCUGGACCAAGAGGACCUGGCGCACCAGCAGCCCCAAGUCCAUUCGGAGCACGAAGCGGGCCUUCCAGACCAAGUCCAUUUGGAGCGCCUAGCGGACCACGGGGACCUUCGGGACCUGCCGGACCAAGUGGCCCAUCGGGACCAAGAGGACCAGGCGCCCCAUCAGGCCCAAGUCCAUUCGGAGCGCCUAGCGGGCCAAGUGGUCCUUCGGGACCAAGAGGUCCUGGCGCCCCAGCAGCCCCAAGUCCAUUCGGAGCGCCAAGCGGACCACGAGGUCCUUCGGGACCUGGUGGACCAAGUGGUCCUUCGGGACCUGCCGGACCAGGCGCCCCAUCAGGCCCAAGUCCAUUCGGAGCACCAAGUGGCCCUAGGGGACCUGGAGGACCUUCCGGACCAAGUCCAUUCGGAGCACCAAGCGGGCCAAGAGGACCUGCAGGACCUUCUGGACCAAGUCCAUUUGGAGCGCCUAGCGGACCACAAGGUCCUUCGGGACCUGCCGGACCAGGCGCCCCAUCAGGCCCAAGUCCAUUCGGAGCACCAAGUGGCCCUAGGGGACCUGGAGGACCUUCGGGACCAAGAGGACCUUCCGGACCAAGUCCAUUCGGAGCACCAAGCGGGCCAAGAGGACCUGCAGGACCUUCUGGACCGAGUCCAUUCGGAGCGCCUAGCGGACCACGAGGUCCUUUAGGACCUGCCGGACCAAGUGGUCCUUCGGGACCAAGAGGACCAGGCGCCCCAUCAGGCCCAAGUCCAUUCGGAGCACCAAGUGGCCCUAGGGGACCUGGAGGACCUUCCGGACCAAGUCCAUUCGGAGCACCAAGCGGGCCAAGAGGACCUGCAGGACCUUCUGGACCGAGUCCAUUCGGAGCGCCUAGCGGACCACGAGGUCCUUUAGGACCUGCCGGACCAAGUGGUCCAUCGGGACCAAGAGGACCAGGCGCCCCAUCAGGCCCAAGUCCAUUCGGAGCGCCUAGCGGACCACGGGGACCUUCGGGACCAAGUCCAUUCGGAGCGCCUAGCGGACCAAGUGGUCCAUCGGGACCAAGAGGACCAGGCGCCCCAUCAGGCCCAAGUCCAUUCGGAGCGCCUAGCGGACCAGGUGGUCCAUCGGGACCAAGAGGACCAGGCGCCCCAUCAAGGCCAAGUCCAUUCGGAGCACCAAGUGGCCCUAGGGGACCUGGAGGACCUUCCGGACCAAGUCCAUUCGGAGCACCAAGCGGGCCAAGAGGACCUGCAGGACCUUUCGGACCAAGUCCAUUCGGAGCGCCUAGCGGACCACGGGGACCUUCGGGACCUGCCGGACCAAGUGGUCCAUCGGGACCAAGAGGACCAGGCGCCCCAUCAGGCCCAAGUCCAUUCGGAGCGCCUAGCGGACCAGGUGGUCCAUCGGGACCAAGAGGACCAGGCGCCCCAUCAGGCCCAAGUCCAUUCGGAGCACCAAGUGGCCCUAGGGGACCUGGAGGACCUUCCGGACCAAGUCCAUUCGGAGCACCAAGCGGGCCAAGAGGACCUGCAGGACCUUUCGGACCAAGUCCAUUCGGAGCGCCUAGCGGACCACGGGGACCUUCGGGACCUGCCGGACCAAGUGGUCCAUCGGGACCAAGAGGACCAGGCGCCCCAUCAGGCCCAAGUCCAUUCGGAGCGCCUAGCGGACCACGAGGUCCUUCGGGACCUGCUGGACCAAGAGGACCUAGUGCCCCAGCAGGCCCAAGUCCAUUCGGAGCACGAAGCGGGCCUUUCGGACCAAGUCCAUUUGGAGCGCCAAGCGGACCACGGGGACCUUCGGGACCUGCCGGACCAAGUGGCCCAUCGGGACCAAGAGGACCAGGCGCCCCAGCAGCCCCAGGUCCGUUUGGAGCACCAAGCGGGCCAAGAGGACCUUCUGGACCAAGUCCAUUCGGAGCGCCUAGCGGACCAAGUGGUCCAUCGGGACCAAGAGGACCAGGCGCCCCAUCAGGCCCAAGUCCAUUCGGAGCGCCUAGCGGACCACGGGGACCUUCGGGACCAAGUCCAUUCGGAGCGCCUAGCGGACCAAGUGGUCCAUCGGGACCAAGAGGACCAGGCGCCCCAUCAGGCCCAAGUCCAUUCGGAGCGCCUAGCGGACCAGGUGGUCCAUCGGGACCAAGAGGACCAGGCGCCCCAUCAGGCCCAAGUCCAUUCGGAGCACCAAGUGGCCCUAGGGGACCUGGAGGACCUUCCGGACCAAGUCCAUUCGGAGCACCAAGCGGGCCAAGAGGACCUGCAGGACCUUUCGGACCAAGUCCAUUCGGAGCGCCUAGCGGACCACGGGGACCUUCGGGACCUGCCGGACCAAGUGGUCCAUCGGGACCAAGAGGACCAGGUGCCCCAUCAGGCCCAAGUCCAUUCGGAGCGCCUAGCGGACCACGGGGACCUUCGGGACCAAGUCCAUUCGGAGCGCCUAGCGGACCAAGUGGUCCAUCGGGACCAAGAGGACCAGGCGCCCCAUCAGGCCCAAGUCCAUUCGGAGCGCCUAGCGGACCAGGUGGUCCAUCGGGACCAAGAGGACCAGGCGCCCCAUCAAGGCCAAGUCCAUUCGGAGCACCAAGUGGCCCUAGGGGACCUGGAGGACCUUCCGGACCAAGUCCAUUCGGAGCACCAAGCGGGCCAAGAGGACCUGCAGGACCUUUCGGACCAAGUCCAUUCGGAGCGCCUAGCGGACCACGGGGACCUUCGGGACCUGCCGGACCAAGUGGUCCAUCGGGACCAAGAGGACCAGGCGCCCCAUCAGGCCCAAGUCCAUUCGGAGCGCCUAGCGGACCAGGUGGUCCAUCGGGACCAAGAGGACCAGGCGCCCCAUCAGGCCCAAGUCCAUUCGGAGCACCAAGUGGCCCUAGGGGACCUGGAGGACCUUCCGGACCAAGUCCAUUCGGAGCACCAAGCGGGCCAAGAGGACCUGCAGGACCUUCUGGACCAAGUCCAUUCGGAGCGCCUAGCGGACCACGGGGACCUUCGGGGCCUGCCGGACCAAGUGGUCCAUCGGGACCAAGAGGACCAGGCGCCCCAUUAGUCCCAAGUCCAUUUGGAGCACCAAGUGGCCCUAGGGGACCUGGAGGACCUUCCGGACCAAGUCCAUUCGGAGCACCAAGCGGGCCAAGAGGACCUGCAGGACCUUCUGGACCAAGUCCAUUCGGAGCGCGUAGCGGACCAAGUGGUCCAUCGGGACCAAGAGGACCAGGCGCUCCAUCAGGCCCAAGUCCAUUCGGAGCACCAAGUGGCCCUAGGGGACCUGGAGGACCUUCCGGACCAAGUCCAUUCGGAGCACCAAGCGGGCCAAGAGGACCUGCAGGACCUUCCGGACCAAGUCCAUUCGGAGCACCAAGCGGGCCAAGAGGACCUGCAGGACCUUCUGGACCAAGUCCAUUCGGAGCGCCUAGCGGACCACGAGGUCCUUCGGGACCUGCUGGACCAAGUCCAUUUGGAGCGCCUAGCGGACCACGAGGACCUUCGGGACCUGCCGGACCAAGUGGUCCAUCGGGACCAAGAGGACCAGGCGCCCCAUCAGGCCCAAGUCCAUUCGGAGCACCAAGCGGGCCAAGAGGACCUGCAGGACCUUCUGGACCAAGUCCAUUCGGAGCGCCUAGCGGACCACGAGGUCCUUCGGGACCUGCUGGACCAAGUCCAUUUGGAGCGCCUAGCGGACCACGAGGACCUUCGGGACCUGCCGGACCAAGUGGUCCAUCGGGACCAAGAGGACCAGGCGCCCCAUCAGGCCCAAGUCCAUUCGGAGCACCAAGCGGGCCAAGAGGACCUGCAGGACCUUCUGGACCAAGUCCAUUCGGAGCGCCUAGCGGACCACGAGGUCCUUCGGGACCUGCUGGACCAAGUCCAUUCGGAGCACCAAGUGGCCCUAGGGGACCUGGAGGACCUUCCGGACCAAGUCCAUUCGGAGCACCAAGCGGGCCAAGAGGACCUAGCGCCCCAGCAGGCCCAAGUCCAUUCGGAGCACCAAGCGGGCCAAGAGGACCUGCAGGACCUUCUGGACCAAGUCCACUCGGAGCGCCUAGCGGACCACGAGGACCUUCGGGACCUGCCGGACCACAUGGUCCAUCGGGACCGAGAGGACCAGGUGCCCCAUCAGGCCCAAGUCCAUUCGGAGCACCAAGCGGGCCAAGAGGACCUAGCGCCCCAGCACGCCCAAGUCCAUUUGGAGCACCAAGCGGGCCAAGAGGACCUGCAGGACCUUCUGGACCAAGUCCAUUCGGAGCGCCUAGCGGACCAAGUGGUCCAUCGGGACCAAGAGGACCAGGCGCCCCAGCAGCCCCUAGUCCAUUCGGAGCACCAAGCGGGCCAAGGGGACCUUCUGGACCAACUCCAUUCGGAGCGCCUAGCGGACCAAGUGGUCCAUCGGGACCAAGAGGACCAGGCGCCCCAGCAGCCCCUAGUCCAUUCGGAGCACCAAGCGGGCCAAGGGGACCUUCUGGACCAACUCCAUUCGGAGCGCCUAGCGGACCAAGUGGUCCAUCGGGACCUCCCGGACCAAGUCCAUUUGGAGCACGUAGCGGACCACGAGGUCCUUCGGGACCAGCCGGACCAAGAGGACCGGGAGCGCCUAGCGGACCACGAGGUCCUGGGGCGCCAGGAAGCGCCGUCACUGGAGUGCAUGUCACCGAAAUUGGUCCCCAAACCCGAAUUGUUGGCCCCGCAGGAUUCUCAGGCUUGCACCCGUACACCUUUGACUUCUCAUUUGGUACUGGUAGGGUGGAAACCAUUCCUGGUCGCAGAAUCGCUUUUGGAGUUCCGCGACCGCAAGUUCAACCUGUCCCGGUUGCCGUAGUUCGACCUCAGGUACCAGCAACACAAGUGACUGGGGAGCCAUUUGAUAUUCAAAGACUUGGAAGGGAGCUUCACGCUACCACGUAUUUUACCUGGCUGAAGCAAACAGGUGUCGCAAGACUCAUCAGUGAUGGAGGGUUCUACACUAUCCUUGUACCAACGGAUGCCGCUAUUUCACGACUACCAAAGGACUAUCUUGCCAGGUUGCAAGGAAGCGUCGAACUGCUCAGGCAGUUCGUUAUCUACUACAUCAUUCCCGGUGACAUCAGUACCAGCACCGAUGGUCAAGCCUUUGCUACACUCGCUCCCCAGGGUGUUGUCACUGUAAAUCGGUACCAAGGAAAGUUGACGAUAUCUGGAAGCGCAGUCACGACCACCAAACAACAGGGUAACUUUGUGUUCCUCACACUGGACAAAGUGAUCACUAAGUCAGGCCAAGGUAGCCUCCUCGAUGUCAUCAGCAGUUUGCCAGGCUUAAGGCAGCUGGCGUCAGCCAUCAAGUUCACUGGCUUCGAAGAGUACCUCACUGGAGAGGGACCAUACACGUUCUUUGCUCCCAGCGACGAAGCAUUCAAGAACUACGCUGGGAAGGACAAUUUGCUGAGAGACAGGGAAGGACUGAAAGCCCUGCUGCUCCGACACUUGGUGCCGAAGACUCUGUACAGUACAAGUAUUCAAGAGAGGCAAACGGUCAGGUCUCUGGGAGGACAGGAGCUCAAGUUCAGCAUCAUUCCUGAAUGUAUUACCGUCAAUGGAAUCAACGUGUACAAAGUCGACAACGGUGCGUCCAAUGGCGUCCUGCACAUCAUCGAUCACUUCCUAUGAGUGAAGCAGAAGAGAAACAUUUGUGUGAAUGUUAAACUAAAUAAUGGCAAUUGCUCUCUCUCUCUUUCCUGCCACUUGUGUGAAUGAGUGUUAAUAAAAACUUCUUGCGCAUUC
Messenger RNA from Ornithodoros turicata, 10517 nucleotides. RefSeq names its product nascent polypeptide-associated complex subunit alpha, muscle-specific form-like. The coding region runs from base 111 to 10403 and encodes 3430 amino acids. The transcript has 13 exons. The record is from RefSeq and is a predicted model, not a curated record. NCBI's taxonomy places the organism in Eukaryota, Metazoa, Arthropoda, Arachnida, Ixodida, Argasidae.